UAACACAUGCUACUGGUGCGCAUCAGCCAGUAGUAAAUUCAUAUGCAAGGGAAGGAGUGCUGCAGAGCUGCGGUUCUGUACCACCUGUGUUAACACAUGCUACUGGUGCGCAUCAGCCAGUAGUAAAUUCAUAUGGCAGUGGAGGUGUCGUUCAGAGCGGUUUUGCACCAUCUGUGUCAACACUUGCUACUGGUGCGCAUCAGCCAGUAGUAAAUUCAUACGAAAGUGGCAAUCGUCAAGUUGGCGAUGGGAUUUAUCAGGCGGUACCGAAUUCAGCUUUGCCACUUCAAACAGCAACAAGUGCUGUUCCUCCAGAUUAUGGUGCUAUGAUUAAUGCUCUGCGAGAAGGUUUCACAUUGCCCAAAGUUGAACUGAUGGAGUUUGAUGGAAAUCCCCUGCGUUUCCAUGCCUUCAUGAAGUCAUUUGAGACUAACAUUCAUUGUCACCAACAUGCGCCUGAGACAAAGCUUGCACAGCUGAUUCAAUUGUGUUCUGGCAUCGCAAAGGAUGCCAUCAAGAAUUUAGUACUAGUGUCGCCACCAAGCAAGGGCUAUCAGAUGGCGUGGCAAACCUUACAUGAACAGUUUGGUAACCGAACUGUGGUAAUUGAAGCUACAAGUAAAGAGGUAACAAAUGGUCCCAAGAUUAUGGACGAUGACACUCAAGGACUUUGCAAGUUGGCCACUCAACUGCGUAAUUGUGAGAUUGUGCUUAGUGAGUGGAAUGCAAAUUCAUUCAUGGAUGGCUAUGAAAAUCUUGAGCGUGUAUUCUCACGUCUGCCCAUGUACUUGCAACGAAAGUAUGCGGACCAAUUUGAUGACAGUAAACUUCCUACAUUUUCACACUUGGUUGCAUUCGUGGUGAAGAAAGCGCAGCUAACUACUACAUUUUAUGGUCGGAUUGUGACCAAGAAUUCUGCCAAACAGAAAUCAACUAUUCGAGUCACCAAACCUAGGAUGACAAGAACCACAUCGUAUGCAGUCACCAAUACCCAAGAGAAGACUCCAGGACCCAAGGUAGCUGAUUUGCAGUACAAGUGUGUGGACUGUCAAGGAAAUCAUGCUUUACACAACUGUGUCGAGUUUAAAGGGAGAAGUGUUAAUGAUCGCGCCGAAAUGGUGAGACGAAAUAAUCUUUGCUUUAAUUGCUUGUAUCGUUCUCAUCGUGCAAAUAAUUGUCCUUCUAAAUAUGUGUGUCAAGUGAAUGGCUGUGGUAAAUUACAUCACAGUUUAUUACAUGUUGAUCAAAAGAAGCCACCAACCACUGGUGCUCAUUUUUCUAGCAAUGCUAAUUCUCAAAAUAAUGUGUCUGCCCCCAAGAAAGAAAAUGGGGCCGGUGCUUAUUUCGCAAAUGUUAAUUGUUCGGAAAAUAUUCAAAAUUUUGUUAGACUUAAGGUUGUACCUGUGGAGGUUACCAGCAAUGGUGCUUCUGAUGCUGUGUGUACUUAUGCCUUUUUAGAUGAAGGGUCUACCAGAUCCUUGUGCUCCCACAAUUUACUUGCAAAAUUGGGUAUUGAGGGUAAACCUGAAGAUUGUAUGCUCGCAACAGCGAAUGGUAGUAAAUUACACAGUGGUAAAACAGUUUCACUGAAAGUAAAAGGUUGUGAUUCGGAAAGGGUUGUUGACAUUCCCAAUGUUUUGGCAAUUAAUUUACCCAAUUUAGAGAGUUCUAUCCCGACUGCUAAUGUGUUGCAGAAAUAUCCUCAUUUGAGUGAUUUGGAAUUUCCUGUGCUAGGAUCUAGUGAGGUUGAUUUAUUGAUUGGUGCUGAAGUGUUAGCCAAUCAUCCCAUUUCUGAAAUUAGGCUUUGUGAUCAAAAGGCAAAGUUUCCCGCUGCUCACAGGACAGUAUUUGGUUGGGCUCUUUUCGGUCCUGACAGAACUAUGUCUCAUAGCAGUUGUGAAAGUGUAAGUGAUGUUUCAUGUCCUCGUCUAAAUACUGUGUGUGCAUGUGAUACUGAUCAAUUUUUGUGCAAAAUUUGUGGUCAUGAUUUUAUAGAUUUAGAUUGUGAUCCCUUCACCACUGAACAUUCCCUAGAUGAUAAGAAAGCUCUUGUAGUGAUGAAUGACACUGCAGUAAAAGUAAAUGGGAGGUACCAAGUUGCUCUUCCAUGGAAAGAUAAAAAUAUUAAACUUCCAAACAAUCGUCAAAUGGCAGUGAAAAGAUUAGAGUCCCAAAAACGAAAAUUCAUUAGGGACCCUGAUUUAUUUUUUAAAUACAAGUCCAAAAUUAAUGAUUACUUAGACAAGGGGUAUGCGGAAAUAGUGCCUGAGGGUGAUCCUGGGUCUCUGGGUAGGACUUGGUAUAUGCCACACCACUCUACUGGGGCCAAGUUCCGGGUUGUUUUCGAUUGCAGUGCGGAGUGCGGCGGCACUUCACUUAACAAGAAUUUACUUUCAGGUCCAGACCUAAAUACGAAUUUGGUGAGUAUUCUACUGCGGUUUCGCGAGGAAGCGGUUGCCUUUAUUUGUGAUGUGCGCGAAAUGUAUCUACGUGUUAUUCUGGACAGUCGAGAUCGUGAUGCGAUGCGUUUUCUGUGGUAUCCGAAUGACGACUUGGGAAAGAAACCUAUUGAUCUGCGAAUGUGUUCGCAUGUUUUUGGCGCGGCGUCGAGUCCUUCGAUUGCGUCAUUUGUGUUGAAACGUGUCGCUGAUGACAAUCUAACGAAUGCUGAUCUGGAAACGAUACAGACAGUGCAACGCAGUUUUUUCGUUGAUGAUGGUGUGAAGUCGAAACGUACCGUCGAUGAAACACUUCAAUUGAUAAAUCAGCUGAUCGAAUUACUCGCAUCGGGUGGGUUCUGUCUUACAAAGUUUGCUUGUAAUAAAAUUGAAGUAAUGGAAGCGAUUCCCGAGGCGCAUCGCUCAACCGCAACGAAAGCGCUUGACUUUAGUACAGAGUUGACGGAACGUACGCUGGGAAUUUAUUGGAACAUGGUGCACGACGUCUUCAAGGUUCGGGUGGAAAUUGAGUUUCGACCCUCAACGCGCCGUGGCAUGCUCAGCAUGCUUGGCCAGGUAUAUGAUCCAUUGGGGUUUAUUCAACCGUUUUUGAUUCCCGCAAAGCGCAUUUUGCAGGAUUUGUGUUUUUUGGGUUACUCGUGGGAUGAUCCUGUCGAGGGAGACUUGUAUGAUGGUUGGGAGAAAUGGAUCAGCACCUUGCCUAGUUUGAGGGAGUUGACUAUACAACGUUGCUACAAACCGGAAGGAUUUGAGGCGGCGAAUGUGCAGCUCCACUGUUUUUGCGAUGCAAGUAGAGUGGGCUACGGUGCAGUAGCGUACCUUAGGUUGGAGAACGAAUCCGGCGAGGUUCACUGUGCAUUUGUAAAGGGUACUGCGCGUGUUACCCCCAAGAAGCUAGUGACAAUUCCACGACUAGAAUUGACUGCGGCAGUCGUUGCUACAGAACUUGCUCAUUCUGUCACAAAUGCACUAGACUAUGAGAUACACGAAACUUGUUAUUGGACAGACUCGAUGACUGUGUUGCAGAUGUUGAAUAGUAGAUCACAGCGCUUUAAGACUUUUGUAGCCAAUCGGGUUAAUAUUAUUCAAUCAAUCUCUGAUGUGUCGCAGUGGUCUCAUGUUCCAACAAAUGAAAAUCCAGCAGACAUCGCUUCUCGUGGCCUUAUGCCAGAUAAGCUGGAUAAGGCAAAAUUAUGGUUUCAAGGUCCGAGUUUUUUGUGGCAACAAAGUGUUUCAUGGCCUGGCACUUCAUCAGUGUCAGAUACCAUACCAACUAAUUCCGAUUUACAUUGUGAAAUUAAGGUGAAUCUUGUUGAAGUUCAAAAGAGAUCCCAGUAUUUUCCUGAGUUAAUAAAUCGCUAUUCAACGUGGGAAAAAUUGUCGAGAACAAUUGCAUGGAUGUUGCGUUUUAAGUUUUUUAUUUUGUGGAAAACCUGUCGAUCAAAUGACUCUCCAAUGACUGGAGAUUUAACUGUUACGGAACUUAGUGUAGCAACUAUUCAGAUCUGCAAGUUGGCCCAAAUUGAAUCGUUUUCUCCAGAGCUCGAAUAUUUUAGUGAGCGUGUACAUGACGGACCAGACUACUUGAGCAGUUGUUGUAAGUUGCCUACAUCACCACAUUCUAAGGCUCUCAUUAAACUUAGCCCAUUUUUAGACAAUGAUAUUUUGCGGGUGGGUGGCCGUCUUCGACACUCACAUUUAUCACCGGAGAAGAAGCAUCCAAUAAUAUUACCACCUCAUCAUCAUGUGACAAAAUUGAUAAUAGAGUAUUAUCAUCGACAAAAUGGUCAUUCUGGUACAUUGCACACUCUUUCCUCUGUGCGGGAAAAAUUUUGGAUUCUUUGUGGACAGGCGGAAGUUCGUAAGGUGCUGAAUGCUUGUAAAUUGUGCAAGUUGAGGGCGAGUAGACCUGGUUCACAGUGGAUGGCUCCUCUGCCAGAGUCGCGUGUUCUGGGUGGUCGCACUCCUUUCUAUCACACUGCUGUAGAUUACUUUGGCCCAUUGAAAGUCAAAUUGGGACGUAAGGAAUACAAGCGGUAUGGAUGCAUAUUCACCUGUUCAGUCACUAGGGCUGUUCAUAUUGAGGUCUCGGAAUCACUUGAUGCAUCUGCAUUUUUGCAGGCCUUUUUUCGAUUUUGUGAUAGGCGUUCAAAACCAUCCCAUGUAAUUUCAGAUAAUGGCACAAACUUUGUGGCUGGUGAGAGACUUCUUGCUGAGGGGAUUUGUAAGUGGAAUCAGAGUCAAAUUGCAAAUUCUCUGUCACAACAUGGAAUUCAGUGGGAUUUUCAACCGCCUUUAGCACCUCACCAAAAUGGCUUGGUUGAGAUAAUGGUCCGGGAGGCAAAAAGAGUUCUUUAUGCGAUUUGUGCGAAAUCACGAACAUUUACUGAUUUUUCGCUCAUCUCCAUGCUGACUGGGGUAGAAAGAAUUCUGAAUGAUCGCCCAUUGACACCUAUUAGUGAUGAUGCAAGGGAUUUGGAGGUUCUGACACCAAAUUCCAUUUUGACUGGAAAUCUUGAUCCCUCUAUUGCUCCCGAUAAGUUUACGCGCGGUGACGAGUUUCGCGAAAAUUGGAGACAUGUCCAGCUCAGUCUUGAUCGAUUCUGGAAUCGCUGGACAAAGGAGUAUUUACCGCUAUUGCAAAAGAGACAGAAAUGGCUCUUUCCUGAGAGAAAUUUGAAAGUGGGUGACAUUGUGCUUCUGUAUGGCGGCGAUACUCCGCGCGGCGUUUGGCCCAAGGGUAGAGUGAUUGAGGUAUUUCCCGAUAAGGAUGGGAUGGUUAGGAGGGUUAAGGUUCAUACUAGGAAUUCUGAUCUAGUUCGUGAUGUUAGGAAACUCUGCCUACUUGAAGCUGCUUAAGCUUCUGUCCUUUAUUGCCAAACAUGUUCAGUGGUCCAGGUCAUUUUUUUGUAUAUGUUGUUUCAUUUCAUGUUCUCGGUAUGUUAUUUUAUUGCAUGUUUUCAUUGUGUUCGAUUGUUGGAUAAAUCAUCCUCAUUGUUUAAAAUAAUUUUGUGAACAAAAUGAUUGGGGCCGGUGUGUUGAGGAUGAUUGCCGUUUCAUUCCUAAUAAGGCAGUGCAUAUAGUGUUGCCACAUAUUGCUUUUCUUAUGCAAAUAUUCUGAUGUAUUUAUUUAGUCAAUGCACAUUGGUAUUUGUAUAUUAUUUCAUUUAUUUAGAACUGUUUUAGGUACAGACUUAGUAUCCACUUUUGAUGACUCGCAUUCAAUUGACAUAAUACUUUCUGAUUGCAAUCUAGUGCCCAUUCGUAAUUGGUAUAUGGUGCAUAUUGUGGCAACCUGUUGUUGCGACAGUCUCUUGGUUUAUCAGCACUGGUAAAAGGGCCGCACGUUUUUUGUUGUAGAUUCAAUAAUAACUUAGGGUUGUAUUUUAGGGAACUUAGGGUUGUGUUUUAUGUAGACAUGUGUUGAAAUAGGGAUAAAGUUAUUAGGAUUGUACUUAAAACUGUAUUUAUUUUUGCAUUUAGUUACAUAUGUAUAUCUGAUUAAGUAGGAUUUGGAUGCGUUGCAGUCCAAACUAUUUUUAAAUCACCUGACCUUACACGAGUGGCCACAAUAACACUUUAUGUUGAGUGGUAAAAUAAAACAAGUUCGAUUCGGAA
Molecule: messenger RNA, 6077 nt
Organism: Styela clava
Lineage: Eukaryota; Metazoa; Chordata; Ascidiacea; Stolidobranchia; Styelidae
Source: RefSeq, a predicted model, not a curated record